Molecule: messenger RNA, 1503 nt
Organism: Ruditapes philippinarum (Manila clam)
Lineage: Eukaryota; Metazoa; Mollusca; Bivalvia; Venerida; Veneridae
Product: organic cation transporter protein-like
Exons: 7
Coding region: 55-1380 (441 amino acids)
Biological process (GO): transmembrane transport
Cellular component (GO): membrane
Molecular function (GO): transmembrane transporter activity
Source: RefSeq, a predicted model, not a curated record
GUAAACGUUGAAUUACGAGAUUUAGCAAUAGCGCGGAUCUGGACAGACCGAAACAUGGAGUCUAAAACGAUCAGUAAAAAAACUUUCAAUUCGAAAUUAUUUCAAAAGUGUAAAGGUUUUAUGUUUAUGUUUGUAUGUUUGCCGUCAAUGUUUGCCGGAAUGCAGAUCAUGUCAUCCGUAUUCACACUGUUCAUACCCAAAUACAGAUGCCGUAUUCCUUUCUUUACAAAUGAUACAUUCGAAACGCAGGGGAGACGUCAAGAGGUAUUCGUUAACAAGACCAUACCGAUGGUUGUUGAAGGGGAUGAUAUGUCCGCAUAUUCACAAUGUGAAAUAUACAAAACUUCUUUAAGUACAUCAUACUCAGCUUUGAAUAUGCCGCCUUCAAAUACAAGUACAGAGCAGUGCAACAAGUGGGUGUACGACAGCAGUGUGUUAAAGGACACCUUUAUUACACAGGCAAAUCUUGUGUGCAAGAGGGAGAUAGCCCGAGCAAACGCCAACAUGAUCUACUUCAGUGGUAUGAUGACAGGUGCUUUAGUUAUAGGGCUACUGUCCGAUAUGUUCGGUCGAAAGAAAGUAUUGAUCUUUAGUACAUUAAUGCAUGUAGGCGGUGCGUUUGGAUCUGCUUUCGCUACUGAUUACAUCUUUUUCGUUGCCAUGAGGUUUAUCAUUGGAGUUUCAUGUACAGGAAUGUACACCUCGUCGUUUGUUUUAGGAAUGGAACUUGUGAUUCCAUCAAAGCGAGUUGCGGCUAGCUACAUGCUAGAUAUGGCAUGGUGUGUAGGACUAUACAUCUUGUGUUUUCUUGCCUACGUCACACGCAGCUGGGACAUGAUCCUUCUAGUCAUGGCUUCACUGGCGGUGCUUCUCUUUGUGUGUUUAUGGAUAAUACCAGAAUCGCCAAGAUGGUUGAAGUCAAAAGGUCGGUUUAUCGAGGCCAAUGCUGUUAUUCUGGAAUGGGAAAACAUUAAUGGUAAAAAAGCACUUACUGAUACUUCAAGUAAAAAUACCAAAGAUGACAUUGAACCUGAGAGUGUUCUCAAAAUGUGCACUAUACCUAACUUGUUGAUAAGAACCCUCCUCAUUUACUUGAACUGGUUUGUUAUCAUUAUGGUUAACUUUGGAAUCAGCUUAAAUGUUGGGAAUAUGGAUGGAGAUUUAUUUGUGAAUUUUGCGAUAAUCAGCAGCAUGGAAAUGUUAGCAUACACUUUCUGUUUCCUUUUGCUCAACAAAACAGGCCGAAAACGCCUUCUGGUAGGAACAUUGUUCUUCUGUGGCGGAGCCUGUAUUCUAUCAGUGUUUGUCAUGUUGUUUUUUGACAAAUGUAAGUAUUUUUCUUUUCAUUUCAUUUUGUUUCAUGGUUUUAAGUAUUGUUAGAAAUUUAAUGGCUAAAAUUUGACUAAUUACAUCAGAAAAGCAUCUUUAUGCUAGCCAUGUAACACUUAAUAUGGUUGCUAGCUGAAUGUACAUAAUUUCAAGAGCAAUGAUAAUAUUGGACAU